Molecule: messenger RNA, 1700 nt
Organism: Carcharodon carcharias (great white shark)
Lineage: Eukaryota; Metazoa; Chordata; Chondrichthyes; Lamniformes; Lamnidae
Gene: sox7
Product: SRY-box transcription factor 7
Exons: 2
Coding region: 161-1255 (364 amino acids)
Biological process (GO): cell differentiation; regulation of DNA-templated transcription; anatomical structure morphogenesis
Molecular function (GO): DNA-binding transcription factor activity, RNA polymerase II-specific; RNA polymerase II cis-regulatory region sequence-specific DNA binding
Source: RefSeq, a predicted model, not a curated record
UGAGGGAAUAAAUGAAUCUGGGACUCUCUUCCUGAUCUGGGAGUUGAUCUCACCAGCUUUAAGCAUCAACAGCACUGUCAUUUAAUCCUACUCACUUUUAUAUACAUUUCCAAAAGUUGUACAGAUUAUUUUUUUGAUUAAAGUGAUCCGACCCACAGUGAUGGCUACAAUAAUGAGCCCAUACUCAUGGACAGAGGGUCUGGACUCUCCUGCUGGCGAAGGAAAGCCAAGGGCUGGGCUCACAGCUCACGAAUCUUCAGGCAGGAACAAAGCUGAGCCACGAAUCCGGAGACCCAUGAAUGCAUUCAUGGUCUGGGCUAAGGAUGAGAGGAAACAACUAGCAAUCCAAAACCCUGAUCUACACAACGCAGAGCUCAGCAAAAUGCUGGGCAAAUCAUGGAAAGCACUCAGUCCUUCACAGAAGAGGCCUUUUGUGGAAGAAGCUGAAAGAUUGCGAGUCCAGCAUAUGCAGGAUCAUCCUAAUUACAAAUACAGGCCACGGAGGAAAAAACAGAUCAAACGUCUCUGCAAACGUGUAGACCCCAGCUUCCUGCUCAACAACUUCCCCCAUGAUCAGCCUCCUGUCCACACUGGAAGAAUGUGCAGUAGACCUCUGGAGGAGGAAGAGGAUAAAGGCUAUCCACCAGCCUCAAGACUUCCUGCAAUCAGGAGAUUCAGGGAAACACAGACAACAAACAACAGCUUCGACAACUAUGGACUACCCACUCCUGAGAUGUCCCCUUUAGAUGUGAUUGAUUCCGAUCACAGUUUCUUUCCACCUCCAUGUACAGAAGAUUCACCCUCUCAGAUGAAUGGAAUAAUGUAUCGGUCAGAUUACAGUCAAAGCCCCAUUCAAUGUGGACAUCUCAGUCAGAUUUCAAUCCCCCAGAAUAGAUCUACCACAAUGCACCCUGCAGCCAGCCAUCCUCCACCACCUCCUUAUUAUAACCGGCUCCAGCAUCCAGCCUUCCAGUCCAUGAACUCAGGCACAUCUGUCCACCUUUCUCCCCCUCAUGACCACCAUCAUCUAGAUAACCUGGAACAUAUCAGCCAGGCUGAGCUUUUAGGAGAAGUGGACCGCAAUGAGUUUGAUCAGUAUUUGAACACCUCUAGUCAUCUAAAUCAAGCAGGGAUGGUAAUUAAUUCACAUCUACCUGACGUCAGUUUAUCUGGGGGCACAAGUUCAGAGAGGAGCCUUAUAUCUGUGUUAGCAGAUGCUACUGCAGCAUAUUACAAUAGCUACAGUGGCUCCUAGACCAAACAAAUAGACUUGAACUUUUCUGAGUAACAACAGUAUUAUUUACAAAGAUUGCUGGACAUUGAAAUAUCCUCAGGGUAGCAAAAUAAACUAGCAAUGCAUUUCCAUAAAUGAUGACAAAAUAUUUAUGUUGACUUGAAGUAAUUUCUUUUUGCAUCACUUCUAGAAUAAAAUGUAAAGCUAUGUGAUACUUGGACUGCUUGCUUUCCAAACGUUAGGCUGAAACGUUUGUACUUGUAAAGAGCUUGCAAGAUAUAUUGAAAUAUCCAGUGAUUGCUUCAUCUUUUUCUUUUUGGUUAUUGUAAGCCUUCUCAUUUGAAAUGUUUGCAUCCUGUUCUAUCAGAUUGAGAAAAUUUAAGUGAUCUGAACUAACUGAUCUAUUUCUGAAUGAAUCAUGAAUUAUCUAUGUUUUCAAUUUAAUAAAUGUUUCAUGGAGUAAUAA